Molecule: messenger RNA, 1293 nt
Organism: Chara braunii
Lineage: Eukaryota; Viridiplantae; Streptophyta; Charophyceae; Charales; Characeae
Source: the annotation of a GenBank genome assembly
GCGAGGCAGAGGCAGGGGAAGGUGGUCAGGGUGCAGUCGAUAUUGGAUGGAGACACCGGCAGGUAUGCAAACACCUCCGGGUAACACACCAGUACAGGCAGACAUCCAGACACCUGCUCAGCCUAUGCAGAUGCCAGCAAUGCCAGUUGCCGCGCGACCGAAUAUGCAGAUGCCAUCUGGGCCUCCGGGGUACUUUCCAUAUGGAUGGCGGCAGCCGACACCACCACCUCCUCCAGCGUGGAAUUAUGGACAGUGGCAACCGAGUGCGAACUCCUUUCCCGGACCAGGGCAGAGAGCCUGGUUUAUGAAAGAGCACUUGGAUCUGGUCGAGAAGUGCAAGACGAGAGACCUCACAGAUGAAUCUAAGAAGUCUUCACAUGGAGAGUCGAGCGCUGUUGCAUCAUCAAGAGGCGACGCCAAGAAGGGUAAAGGGAGAGACAGCGUGGACGACAACAAUACUCGUAUCAAAGCAUGGAUUGCCAACACAUUCAACGGAUCCUUGAAGAAGAUCGUCAAUAAGUUGGAUGACGUGGACAGGAAGACGACCGUGGCUCUAGACGAGAAGGGUGAGAAGAAUGUGAAAGAGGAACCUGCCACGGAAGGAGCCUCAGGGAGUAAUGAGAAGAGGAAGAGGGACUUUGGAUCACCGUUAAUCUUCAGAUCGAGAUCGAAAUCAAGAUCGAAGAGUGCAGGCGGAGAAGUGAAGAUGAGGCCGCUUCGCAUUAAUAUCUUGGACGAUGAAGACUCUCAUCAGGAUAAGAUCAAAGAGAACUCGCACAUUGAUGAGAAGCUUGAGAUGGCGGCUAACACGUCUGAUGGGAAGCAACUAGAGGAGACUAAGGGAAUGCUGCAGGCAUUGAUGACUGGGCUGAACUCAAAUGCGGCUAGCAAGGGUUGCGCUGCAAGUGAGACAACAAUUGAGGAUAUCAAUAGCGGGAAAGGAACAAACGAUCUCGCUGCGAACGACGAAGCGAAGAGGGACAAGGGAAGAUCAGUUGAGAUGCAGAACGAGGAGGAGGAGGAAGUACAGGAGGAUGCUGAUGGGGAGGAGGAGGAGGAGGAGGAGAAGGAGGAGGAGAAAGUACAGGAGGAUGUUGAUGGGGAGGAGGAGGAGGAGGAGGAGAAGGAGGAGGAGGAAGUACAUGAGGAGGAUGACGAGGAGGAGGAGGAGGAGGAGGAGGAGGAUGAUGGGGAGGAGGGCGCGUGAUCCCUACGAGGCUGCGUCGACGUCGACGAUGACGACAGCUGCGCGGUUCGGAGCGGCGAGGAUGGUUGGCCUGCCCAGUUUGAAUU